Molecule: messenger RNA, 1644 nt
Organism: Erythranthe guttata (spotted monkey flower)
Lineage: Eukaryota; Viridiplantae; Streptophyta; Magnoliopsida; Lamiales; Phrymaceae
Source: RefSeq, a predicted model, not a curated record
AUGGUUGGGGGAUUGUUGCUUGGUAAGUCGCUUGAUGAGUGGCUCCAUAUUGAAGAGAACUGGCUCUUAGAUUUAAGAGAUGAAAAUUCAGUAUCCAAGAUUUUAAAACUGAGUUUUGAUCAUUUGUGGUCACCAGCACUCAAAAAGUGUUUUGCAUAUUGUUCGAUAUAUCCUAAAGGAUAUGACUUACUAAGGGAACGCUUGGUUGAGUUGUGGAUGGCAGAGGGAUUUCUUGGAGGAAAUGAUGAUAUGGAGAUUGUGGGCAACAUGUUCUUUCAUAACCUUUUAGAGAACUCCUUGUUGCUACAAGUUGUGGAGAGAAACGAAUCUAUUGGUGAUCUCUAUCACUUGCAGACAUUAAGAGCAUGUGCUGACCUGGAGAAGUUGCCAAACACAAUGAAACACUUGAUGAACUUGAGACAUCUCCACCUUCCUUCUCGAAUUGAAUUGCCUCCGGAGAUGGGGAGAUUAAUUUCUCUUCGAACACUACUAUACUUUGGAGUGAGCGAUAAAAAGGGUUGUGGAAUUGGUGAACUCGGAAGCUUGAAGAAUCUAAAAGGGGAACUGGAGAUUUAUAAUCUUGAAAAGGUGCAUGACAAAGAAGAGGCUAAAAGAGCAGAUUUAUUAGAGAAGAAGAAAUCUGCCACCAUGGUGUUCAAUGAUAAUGUGAAAUCCAUAGCUCCGUCAUUCUACGGAAUAGACAAGUGUAGCAGAUCAGGUAAUACAAUUACUAUAUUUCCGGCACUUGAAAGGCUCGAGUUGGUUUGUAUGUGGAAGCUGACAGAGUGGUUAGAAGCAGAGUUGAUGCCAAAUGCAACGGACAAUCGACGAUUAUCUCAACUUGUGGUGGUAUUUCCUCGCCUCGAGUACGUGAAGAUUAUAAUGUGCAUGCAAUUGGAGAGUGCUCCAAGUCAUUUUCCAUGCCUAAAAGAAUUGGAGAUUUCUCAAGCCCACAGUGAAUUACCUUUGGCGAGUAUAUGUGGGAUCAAAUUAAUCUCGCUUACAAAACUCCGAAUUAAUUCAAUUGACGGAUUGAGUGGCUACGCCUCUCUACUAAAAAAGUUGGAGAUAUGUUAUUGUCCGAAUUUUAGAGAGUUACCCUAUCCACACGAAUCACAUGGUGAGCAAGAAUUAUUAUUACUAGGAUUGAGUUGCCUUCGUGAAUUGAGUAUUCGUAAAUGCCCCGGGUUGACCGAGUUGCCAAGUGAAAUGAUAGAGUCAUGUGCGGAGUCACUCGAGAAGUUGGAAUUGCUUGAAUUGAGCAACUUAAGGAUGGAUGUGGGAAUGGUGACGGGGUGUUUGCAGAAAAUGCAUCGUCUCUCGGAGUUAAGGAUUGCUGAUAUUCCAACCACCAAUUCCUCGAAGAUUGGGUUAUCGUCUAGUGACUGCAGCUUGCGGGGUACUUUAAGCACGAGUACAAGUUACGGUGAGUCCUCACAUUCCUCGGUUUUCGAUGCCAUCUUGAAAGGUUCAGCAAAAUCUCUUUGUACAUUAUACUUGUACGGGACAAAGCAGAGUCGGGAUCUACCAGAGCAGCUUCAACAUCUCACUGCUCCUUUAGAGAUAUACUUACAUGAUUUCGAAGAGAUUGAAGAAUUGCCUGAUUGGGUAAUUGGGAACAACAACAACAACAACUUGUCUUAA